AUGUGGAUUAUUUCAUUUUGGGUCCUUCCGGUCAUAUCGGCCUGCAUGUGGGUUGCCACGCUGGUCGCCAUGCUUGCCGUCUGGGCCCGCGAGGGUGAACCGAUCUACUCGAGUAUGGAGGUGGGCCAGACCAUUGCAUACAUUUCCGACGUGGGGGCGUCCGGGCUGAAGCCGCUCUUCAUCACGGGCAGUGUGAUCAUGGUCGUGUUUCUCGAUUUGGCCAUCCUGUCGGAACGGUGGCUGCGACAUGCGGGCAAGCUGGUUCCGAAUAAAGGGCUUUUCGACAAGCUGUGUGCGAUUGCGUCGAUCUUUUUUGCGAUUGCCGGCGCAGUGGGCUUGAUUCUGUUGUCGAUCUUCGAUACCGUCCACCACCCGCACCUGCACGAUGGGUUCCUGGUGAUGUUCAUAGUUGGAUACGUCAUUAGCGCGAUCCUCAUUUGCGCCGAGUACCUGCGCCUCGGCCUGUUCUACCGCUCGCAACACCGCGUCCUGCUGGCCAGUUUCAUCAUCAAGCUCACCUUUGUGAUCGUCGAGGUCGGGCUGGCCAUCGCCUUUGGUGUCUGCACGAAGAAAAGGUCGACCAAGAACGCCGCCGCCAUCCUGGAGUGGAUCAUCGCCUUUGUCUUCACGGGGUACAUCCUGUCGUUCAUGGUCGACCUGCUGCCGGCGGUGCGGACGCGCCGACACGUGCCGCAGGGCGAGAAGCAUGCGGCGAUGAUGGCAACCACGCCCAGCAGCAUCGAGGAGCAGCCCCACGCCUCGCUGGAAGAGCCCUUGACGACAGACUCGACGGGGCCGAACUAUUACCGCAGCCAGCACAUGUGA
Messenger RNA from Penicillium canariense, 825 nucleotides. RefSeq names its product Frag1/DRAM/Sfk1 family protein. The transcript is spliced from 4 exons. The record is from RefSeq and is a predicted model, not a curated record. NCBI's taxonomy places the organism in Eukaryota, Fungi, Ascomycota, Eurotiomycetes, Eurotiales, Aspergillaceae. Gene Ontology annotation, cellular component: plasma membrane. The coding region runs from base 1 to 825 and encodes 274 amino acids.